Messenger RNA from Amphiprion ocellaris (clown anemonefish), 2025 nucleotides. Its product is annotated as rhodopsin. The record is from RefSeq and is a predicted model, not a curated record. The coding region runs from base 191 to 1294 and encodes 367 amino acids. Lineage: Eukaryota; Metazoa; Chordata; Actinopteri; Pomacentridae. Gene Ontology annotation, molecular function: peptide binding; G protein-coupled receptor activity. Gene Ontology annotation, cellular component: membrane. The transcript has a single exon. Gene Ontology annotation, biological process: G protein-coupled receptor signaling pathway.
ACAUGAUGAAGGUGCCAUGAGGGAAAACAAAGUGGUGAUCUGUUGUUUAAACUCUGCAGCAUGAUGGGGUUGGGCCUCCGCUAUAAAUGUCAAAACACCAAAGCAUCCUUUCCACAUUAUGAGCCCGUGUGAGGCUGUUCGGCUUCUUUCAUCCGACAGUAAAGAUAAGUUUGUCGACUGAUCUCCUGAAAUGAUGGAUGCAGAGGAGUUGAUUGAAUCCAUCAUCAGAGCACUCAUGUUUAUAGCAGGGAUCCUGGGAAACAACUGGCUGGCUAUCUCCUCCCUGCCCAAGCUGAAAUCUGGCAUCCGCACCAACGAGGUCCUUUUCAUCAACCUGGCUCUCUCCAACCUCAUCACCAACUUCCUGGUGGACCUGCCCGACACCAUCGCAGACUUCAGCGGACGCUGGUUCCUGGGGGAAGCCUUCUGCGGCGUCUUUCGCUUUUGCGCCGACCUAUCCGAAACCAGCAGCAUCUUCACGACCUUCUUCAUCAGCGCCUUUUGGCACCAGAAGCUGGUCGGCUCCCUGAAACGUGGAGGCGCUCCGGUGCAGCUGGACAAUCUCUGCCUGGUGAUGUGUCUCCUGGCCGGGAGCUGGACGGUGGCCGUGGUCUUCAGCGUCCCACACUUCUUCUUCGUCUCGGUGGAAGGGGGGAAUGGGAGCGAAGAGGAUUGCUUAGACGUCUUCCCCAGUGCUCUUGCCCAGCAAACAUAUGAGGCCAUUUAUUUAACCGUGGCUAACGCUUUCCCUCUUGCUGGGAUUGUAUUUGCGAGCGUCCAGAUUGUCAUUACUUUGUACCAAAAUCAGCGGCGUAUACGGGGUCAUAACUCUGAUCCAGCCAAGGAGGUGGUUGAAGAGGAAAACAAGAGUCUUGAAAACAGAGAUGAUGAGAGAUCCCUAAGCACUGUUUCUGGUCCAGGCACCUCAAAAGACCUCAAUUCUUCGUGUCCAAACAGAGGGCCAUCAGAUCAGAGUGCCCACAUCGCUCCCUUCAACAGAGAAACGGAGAGCAGAGCUGGAGCCAAACCAAAUGUUUCAAGGCCCAACCAGAUGCCAUCAAAGCCCAGUUCCAACACAAGCACUCAGGUGAGGGCAGCCAAGAGUGUGGUAGCUGUAGCCAGCGUGGUCCUGGUCUGCUGGCUGACUCAUCUGCUUCUGCGCAUCACCAACAACAUCCACACUUCAUCAAUAGUAGUGGAGGUGGCCAGCUACAUCGCAGCCUCCUACACUUGCAUCAUCCCUUACAUAUUCCUGCACGGAGUGAAAAAACUUUCUUGCAAGUGCAAAAGAUAGAAAUGUGGAGAUCACAUCCAGUUCUUUCUCUUGGACUUCUGGUUAUGUAAAGUGAAGACAGCUUGUCCCUGAUGCUAAAAUGUGUAGUUGUCCACUCAGACAUGUUUCUCCAGCGUCGUCUCUUUUAUUCAGCUGUCAAACAUUGUGUUAAACAGCCUCAAUGUGAACUCAUCCAUGUGUUGCUACUGCACCAUUAAAAACUACAUCUGAAAUAGUCAGAAUAGGUCCUUUAAUUCAUUUGCUGAUACCUUCCUUGCAUGACAUUAAAAAGCUGUCAAAAGACAGAGAAGUACAUCCAGCAUUCGUUUUAAGCAAAUGUUUUGAAGGUUUUGAUUAGUCCAAAGUUAUUACUAAACCUUAGUGAGACUUUCAGGAUGUGGUGAGUAUCCUGAGUGUAUCACUGAAAGCUGAAAAUGAAUUGUGACAGUUUAUUUGACAGGGCUUCAGCAUUUUUAGAAUGACCGAUCUGAUGUUCUCAGGCUGAUGGAGUUUGUAUCUAUUGUACAGUCUUUGAAAUAUUUUACUGAAGUUUGAAAUAAUCAUUAUCCUUAUUAACACGGUUAUUUUAUUUGCUGAUUUUUCAUUAGAGGAACUACAUCAGAUGUGUUUUUACAUUUUUAAAAUGAUUUGUCAUCAGUUCAGUCCUUCACUUCUUAAUAAUAGUAAAAACAUAUCUAAAGUAAACUUUCAGAAAGUCAGCAGAUGUGAAAUACUUCUGCACACAAAACGAU